AUGGCUACCGCCAAAGCGCGGGGCAAGCUGCCCGAAACCGAGACUAUCGACUUGACGCAGCAGCCCUCUGCCUUCAAGCCCUAUGCUGGUGCCAAGAAAUUGGUGAUCAAAAAUCUGCGAGCUCCGACAAAUCGAGACAGCCAGGUAGCAGAGUACUACAAACGGACAGAGAAGGAGCUUGACAGUGCUUUGGAAUCAAUCUUUGCAGGGAGGACGCCUGAUAUUCCUCUCGAGAGGCUUUACAGAGGUGUUGAGGAUGUUUGUCGGAAGGGGGAUCCGGCUAAGGUUUACCAAAUGCUCAAUGAAAGAGUCGACACACAUCUGCAGCGCACUAUCCUGCCAAAGAUCCAGAAGAACGGACGGGCUUCGAACCUCGACACGUUAAAGAUUACUCUGGAAGAAUGGAAGACCUGGAAUAAGCAAACGAUAUUGAUUCGAUCCACGUUUAGCUUUCUUGACCGGACAUAUCUGUUGCGAGAAAACUACCCAUCAAUAAACGAUAUGGCUAUUGGUCAGUUCCGAAAAAUGGCAUUUUCAUCCCAGGCGCAUUCAUACAAGAGCCCUGUGGGUGCGAAGCUUGUCGCGGGCAUAUGCGAAUUGAUCGAAAAUGACCGAAGGGGUGGCGGUCAAACUGAGCCAACAUUACUCAAAGACUCCAUCAUGAUGUUAUACGUUUUGGGUGUCUAUGUCAAACACUUUGAGCCCUUCUUCUUGGAGCAAUCCCAAAGGUACUUCAAGGAAUUUGGCGAGGCUUGGAGCACCUCCAGCCUCAAAGACUAUAUCCUGGUUUGCGAGAAGCUUUUAAAAAAAGAAGACUAUCGAUGCAUUCAGUUCAACCUCGACAGCACCACGGAGAAGCAACUUAUGGAUUCUGCCCAUUCGCUGCUUAUUGGCAAUUAUUCCGAGAAGCUCUUGAAUGGUGGUAGUCUAGGAAAGCUGUUGGCCGAUAGAGAAGUCGAGUCAAUGAAGGCUUUGUACGACUUGCUUCGACUAUCGGGUAUUCAGAAGAAAAUGAAAGUUCCGUGGGGUGAGUACAUCAGAACAGCAGGAGCAGCCAUCGUCAGCGAUAAGGAAAAGGGCGAUGAAAUGGUUCUGCGCCUGUUGGAGUUGCGACGCUCGCUCGACCUCAUGAUCCGAGACGCUUUCAACAAAGAUGAGGACUUCCUCUGGGCCAUGAGAGAAUCAUUUGGCAAGUUCAUGAACGAUAGAAAGGUUGCAUCAUGUUGGGAAACAGGAACAUCAAAGAUCGGCGAGAUGAUUGCCAAGUACAUCGAUAUGCUCUUGAGAGGUGGUCUGAAAUCACUACCCAAGGAGCUCUUGUCCGAUUUAAAGGAUCGUGAAACUGCACAGAAAGAAGGUCAGGCCAGCACUGGCGAUGAGGAUGCCGAACUUGACAGACAACUUGACCAAGCACUCGAACUUUUUCGAUUUAUCGAGGGCAAGGAUGCAUUUGAAGCCUUUUACAAGAAAGAUCUAGCCCGGAGAUUGCUUAUGGGUCGAAGCGCAAGCCAGGAUGCCGAGCGGAACAUGCUUACCAAGCUUAGAGGAGAGUGUGGUGCCAACUUUACGCAAAACUUGGAGCAAAUGUUUAAGGAUCAAGAGUUGGGUAAGGAUGAAAUGGAGUCUUAUAAGCAAUGGUGCCAAGGUAGUGUUGAGCGAAAGGCUCCUCUGGACCUGUCAGUCAUGAUCCUUUCGGCUGCUGCUUGGCCAACAUAUCCCGACGUUCGUCUCAAUCUGCCUGACGAGGUUGCUACACAGAUUGAGAGGUUUGAUAAGUACUACAAGAAUAAGCACACAGGCCGUGUGUUGACAUGGAAGCAUUCUUUGGCUCAUUGUUCUGUCAAUGCCCGUUUUGCCAAGGCUCCCAAAGAACUCCUCGUGUCGGCUUACCAGGCUGUUGUUCUUAUGAUGUUCAACAACGUACCCGAUGGCGGCUUCCUAGCCUAUGAGCAGAUCGCUACAGGAACCGGUCUUCAAGGCGGUGAUCUUAACCGCACUCUUCAGUCGCUUGCAUGUGGUAAGGCGAGAGUGCUGACCAAGCACCCCAAGGGCCGUGAUGUCAAGCCCACGGACACUUUUACAUUCAACAAGACUUUCACAGAUCCCAAGUACCGAGUCAAGAUCAACCAGAUCCAACUCAAGGAGACUAAGGAGGAGAACAAGGCAACGCAUGAAAGGAUCGUACAGGACCGACGAUUCGAAACUCAGGCUGCCAUUGUACGAAUAAUGAAGAGUCGAAAGAGCAUGGGCCAUUCAGAUCUAGUGGCAGAAGUGAUCAACUUGACCAAAAAGAGAGGCAGCAUUGACACGUCAGCAAUCAAGAAGGAGAUCGAAAGUCUUAUCGAGAAGGAUUACAUCGAGCGAGAGGGCAAUGCAUAUGUGUACCUAGCUUAA
Messenger RNA from Fusarium pseudograminearum CS3096, 2394 nucleotides. RefSeq lists its product as uncharacterized. Lineage: Eukaryota; Fungi; Ascomycota; Sordariomycetes; Hypocreales; Nectriaceae. Gene Ontology annotation, molecular function: ubiquitin protein ligase binding. The record is from RefSeq and is a predicted model, not a curated record. Gene Ontology annotation, cellular component: Cul4-RING E3 ubiquitin ligase complex. Gene Ontology annotation, biological process: DNA damage response; ubiquitin-dependent protein catabolic process; protein ubiquitination. The transcript has 3 exons. Bases 1 to 2394 code for a protein of 797 amino acids.